This is a messenger RNA of Notolabrus celidotus (New Zealand spotty), 2165 nucleotides long. It is a transcript of the gene cwc27, whose product is annotated as CWC27 spliceosome associated cyclophilin. The coding region runs from base 358 to 1800 and encodes 480 amino acids. Gene Ontology annotation, cellular component: catalytic step 2 spliceosome. The transcript has 14 exons. Gene Ontology annotation, molecular function: peptidyl-prolyl cis-trans isomerase activity. Gene Ontology annotation, biological process: protein peptidyl-prolyl isomerization; protein folding. The record is from RefSeq and is a predicted model, not a curated record. NCBI's taxonomy places the organism in Eukaryota, Metazoa, Chordata, Actinopteri, Labriformes, Labridae.
CCUAAAUGUUGUUUUGGCUUGUUCCAUCACCAACACAUUUACUGGUUUAUAUUUAAAGUUAAUAAAUGAUACUUACAGUAGUAACUAAUAAUCUGAUUAACUAAUUUGACUGUUAACACUUGAAUAAUAUAAUAUAAUUAAUGUAUUUUAUGAAAAACUCCCCCACGCACUUGGACGUAAACAAAAAGCUCACAUGUAUGGCCAAGAUGGUCGUAGACAGAAUACUGUAUUGAUUUUCCUUAUUUAGCUAGCUUAUUUAGAAGAAAUUAAACACUGUUUCAUACCAUUAGGUGCUAAAUUGAUAAAGUUAAAACUACAUAUUCUUUCUGAAACGGUAAACACAACCUCAGCUGCAGAAUGAGUAAUAUUUACAUCCAGGAGCCGCCGACAAAUGGGAAGGUCCUGCUGAAAACUUCAGGAGGUGACAUUGAUAUUGAGUUGUGGUCCAAAGAAGCUCCCAAAGCAUGCAGGAACUUUGUGCAGCUGUGCAUGGAAGGUUACUAUGAUGGCACCAUGUUCCACCGGGUGGUGUCUGAGUUCAUCGUUCAGGGCGGAGAUCCCACCGGAACAGGCACAGGUGGAGAGUCCAUCUACGGGCGACCAUUCAAGGAUGAGUUUCACUCCAGACUGCGCUUCAACCGGAGAGGUUUGGUUGCGAUGGCGAACGCCGGACCACACGAUAACGGCAGUCAGUUUUUCUUCACCCUGGGUCGAGCAGACGAGCUCAACAAUAAACACACCAUAUUUGCAAAGGUGACAGGAGACACGGUUUAUAACAUGCUCCGAUUAGCAGACGUUGAAUGUGACGGCGAUGAACGACCUCUGAAUCCCCACAAGAUUAAAACAGCUGAGGUGCUUCAUUCUCCUUUUGAUGACAUCGUACCACGAGAAGUCAAGAAAUCCAAGAAGGACAAAGACAAAGAGGAGGGAAAGAAGUCACAGUCCAAAGCCACAAAGAACUUCAGUCUGCUGUCGUUUGGAGAGGAAGCUGAAGAAGAGGAGGAGGUGGCGACUCAAGUCAGCCAGACACUAAAGGGAAAAAGCAAAAGCAGCCACGACCUCCUGAAAGACGACCCCAGACUGAGCUCUGUCCCUGCUGUCGAUAAGAAAAAGAAGAAGGGAACACCAGGAGACGCUGCGGAGUCUGAUGAUGAAGUCAGCGGUGAUGAUAUUGAUGACGAUGACAGUGAUACAGAUGAAGACCCUGAAAAGAAAGAGAGGAUGAGGGAGGCCAUCAGGAAGAAGCUGCAGAGAGAGAAAGGGUCAGCGAUGGAUCCCUCUGAGGAGGAGAGAGGGAAGAAACCCAGCCGGAGUGAUGAAUUGCGUAAAGAGGCUCGGCAGUUGAAGAAGGACCUGCAGGCGAUCAAACAGAGGAAAGAGGAGAGUUUAAAACCUCCAGUAGAAGAAGUCAAGGAAGUCGAGAAAAAGGCGUCCAAUGAGGCCGUCGCUGAGUACCUGGAGGGUCGGAAGAGGUACGAAGAUCUGAGGAAGCAGAAGAAGACGAAGAAAUCAGGCAGAGAGGAACAGACUCUGGCGCUCCUCAAUAAUUUCAAGUCCAAGCUGUCGUCAGCCAUCACUGAAGCCCCGCAGGACGAGCAGGAGGAGGAGGAGCUGGCAGAGGAUGACGACAAAGGAUGGAUGGCCCAUGUUCUGCAGUUUGAUGAGCAAACCAGAAAAGUCAAGGAUGCCAACAUGCAGGACGAGGACACUUUCGAGAUCUACGACCCACGCAACCCCGUCAAUAAACGCAGGAGAGAGGAGAGCAAGAAGAUCAUGAAGGAGAAGAAGGCCAAGAGGUGAGGUCGCCGGGUCAAAGGUCGGGUCCUGCCAAAGCCGUGUAACACGUGAAAGACAAACUGGUCCUGCAGCACCCUGCAUGUCCUCCUUUCCACCACUUCAAACCCAACGCUCUCUGUGCUGAACAUCUGGAUGCUGAUGCUGACCAUACGCUCUCUGUAAUCUGUGAUGGAAACGCUUUCCUUUUAACAGCUGCGCCCAGACGACUCCGACUUACUCAUCAGGACGUCUUAAACUCUGCUCGCAGUAAUGAUUGAGGUCAUGAUUUGAUUUCAUGUAAUGCUGUUAACUUUUAUAUCCCAUUCUUCUGUAAAUGUUUCACAGGGAGCGAUAGACUCUGUCAGAAAAAUAAAAUGCAUUUGUAAGCA